AUGUACAACUUCCUCAGUGGCUCCUUAAAGCAUGCCACUGGCCAUGGGGAGGUGUGGACAGAAACCUCCAAGUUCUCCCAGUUUGGCUGGAGAUGCACCACUAAUGAGAACGAUUACUCGCACAAAGUACUUAUGGGGAACUGGAAUGAAGAGCGCUACGACAUCCGGAACAUCACACAACCCAAACCACUUCCUUCCCAAUAUGCUCACUGCUUUGAAACGACGUAUUCUUCGGAUUACAACAAGGACAAGGAUCAGAGAACGGGAAGAUUUGAACAAGAACCUCAUUGGUUUCCAGGCCACCAGCCUGAGUUGGAACCUCCUUUGUUCAAAUCAACUGCCCAGUCCUGCUACACAAUCGACUACAGGCCUCCACACAGCCACUGCUCAUGUCCAGCACCUAGAGAAGGAACAAAAAGGAUGCAGACAAAGCAACAGAGAUGAAGGGGACUGCAGACUAUGCCUUCAGGAUAACAGGAGGCCUGUCUGCUAGCCAUGCUGCAAAGAUAUCCCUCAAACCAAAACAACCUGUCCUGCAUUAGAGCCAAAUACAGCAUCUUGUGAAAUAUGUUGCUCCUGCUUUCUCAGCAGUAUUGUUUGUAAUUAACCCGUGAGUUUCUGUCAUGCUUCACUUUGUCACUGAAGCUCAACUAACACCUUACCUGGUAGAACUUUUUAAACUAGAGCUUGGCAUUCAGGUGGGAUCUGGUGCAUUUGACAGUGAUCCCACCUCACUGAGUUCUCAUUGUAGUCCUUUCCCUUAAAGCCAUGGAAGAAGUUUGCCCACUGAGUUCACCUGAGAUUUUGACUGAUCUCUUAUAAUUCUUGUCUUAGCAGGUAUAAGAGACAUAGAAGAUGGGUCACAGAAUCAUAGAAUCAUUAAGGUCAGAAAAGAUCUUUCCAGAUCACCCAGUCCACCAGCACUGCCCACUGAGUCCCUCAGUGCGACAUCCACCCCUUCCUUAAACACCUCCUCCCACUUCCUGGACAGCCUGUUCCAACACCUCAUCAGUCAUAGCUGAGUACAAUGACCUGUGCAAUAGACCUGGUGCAUUUUUUCGGGGUUUUUUGUUUUUGGGAGGGGGGGGGAGGGGGGCAGGAAUUGCAGAAAUUAUGUUCCAGUAAUACAGACUUUCCUUUC
Lagopus muta (rock ptarmigan) is the source of this 1141-nucleotide messenger RNA. It is a transcript of the gene CFAP68, whose product is annotated as chromosome 22 C11orf1 homolog. Gene Ontology annotation, cellular component: nucleus. The record is from RefSeq and is a predicted model, not a curated record. The coding region runs from base 1 to 444 and encodes 147 amino acids. The transcript has 3 exons. NCBI's taxonomy places the organism in Eukaryota, Metazoa, Chordata, Aves, Galliformes, Phasianidae.